AUUUCGAAGAAUAUUCAUUUUUUUUUGUUCUGUUCUCACUUUCACAAAUACAUAAAAAAUAUAAUUUUUUUGUUCGAUAGAAAAUAAAUUUUUUCCUCCAACAAAAAAAACAACCACAAAACAAAAGUCAUGAGCUUUGAAAUCCCGGAGGGUCUUGGUGAUAUGUUGAGAGAUUUCACUGUAGCAGUUCUACGAGAGAGGCCGGCUGACAUCUACGACUUCGCAAUAGACUAUUUCACGAGGGUGCGAGAAAAUCGGAAACCUAAAACGGUCCCCAUGUACAUCGUGGUGGAUGAGUGCGAAGCUGGAGAACCAGAACCUUCAUCGAUGAAGCCUAAAACGAACAUCUCGAAUCGUUACGAACGUCGGAUUUCUAUUUCAGGCGAAAAGUAUGACCCUGAAGAAGAUGACGAUGAUGAGAAAGUCGUCCACCCGAAAACGGACGAACAACGUCGGCGUCUGACAGAAGCCGUUAGCGGCAUUUUGAUAUUCCGAUCUUUGGAUUCUGACCAAAUGCAGGAAGUUCUUGAUGCGAUGUUCGGGAAAAAGGUGAAUGCUGGGGAAGAAGUGAUCACCCAGGGAGACGAUGGAGAUAAUUUUUAUGUGAUAGACAGCGGAAUUUACGAUGUGUUUGUGGAAACUAACGGAACUACCAGGAAAGUCCACCAGUUCGUAGAUACGGGCAGCUUCGGUGAGUUAGCACUUUUGUAUAACAAGCCACGUUCGGCGACCGUUACUGCUGUGUCGGAUGAGGGCACGUUAUGGGCGAUGGACCGAAAUUCAUUUCGGCGAAUCGUUCUGAAAAGAGCCUGCAAUAAACGCAAAAUGUACGAGGAAUUCCUGGAAAAUGUACCCAUUUUGAAAUCGCUCGACCAGUACGAAAGAAUGAGUUUGGCCGAUGCCCUGGUCUCGCAAAACUACUCAGACCAAACCCAGAUCAUCAAGCAGGGGGACGGAGCUGACGGUAUGUAUUUUGUGGAAAGGGGUGAGAUAAGGGUCACCAUUUCCCAUAAACCAGACGACCCUGAAGGAGAAGUGGAGGAGGUGGGUCGAUUGUGCAAGGGAUCGUAUUUCGGAGAACUGGCACUUAUAGAGAAUAAACCACGGUCAGCCAACGUAUACGCAGUUGGUGACAUACAGGUGGCAUUUUUACAAAGAGACUCUUUUGAACGGUUGUUAGGGUCGUGUUUGGAUAUCAUGAAAAGAAAUAGCGAACUUUAUAAACAGUACACGGAACAGACGAAGUGAUAUGUACGAUUCAUAUAUACACACACACACACACACACACACUCAAACACGAUGUAUAGAUUGCAUACCUGUACACAAUACAAUGUUUCAUGUGAGUUUUCCAAUAUAUGUAAUUAUAUGUGAAUAUAUAUAUAUAUAUAUAUAUAUAUUAUAUAUAUAUAUAUAUACAUACAUAUAUAUACAUAC
Octopus sinensis (East Asian common octopus) is the source of this 1434-nucleotide messenger RNA. Its product is annotated as cAMP-dependent protein kinase type II regulatory subunit-like. Gene Ontology annotation, biological process: regulation of protein phosphorylation. The transcript is spliced from 2 exons. Gene Ontology annotation, cellular component: cAMP-dependent protein kinase complex. The record is from RefSeq and is a predicted model, not a curated record. Lineage: Eukaryota; Metazoa; Mollusca; Cephalopoda; Octopoda; Octopodidae. Bases 130 to 1248 code for a protein of 372 amino acids. Gene Ontology annotation, molecular function: cAMP-dependent protein kinase regulator activity.